AUGAACGCCGCCCUCAAGCUCUCCAGCUUCGCCGCCGUGGCCCAGAAGAAGGCCGGCUCCCGCCGCGCCGGCCGGGCCUCGGUCGCCGUCAGGGCGCAGGCGCUGCCGCCCAACAGCUACCAGCAGCUGGGUGGCGCGACGACGCCCAUGGACGGGUUCACCUUCGAGCCCAUCCGCGAGUCUGAGGUCAGCCGCGCUAUGACCAAGCGGUACUUCAACGACCUGAACGAGUUUGCCGAGGCCGACGUCAUCAUCAUGGGCGCCGGUUCCGCCGGUCUGUCGUGCGCUUACGAGCUCUCGAAGAAUGAGAACCUCAAGAUCGCCAUCGUGGAGCAGGGUGUUGCUCCGGGCGGCGGUGCGUGGCUCGGCGGCCAGCUGUUCAGCGCCAUGAUCGUGCGCAAGCCGGCCCACAACUUCCUGGACGAGAUCGGUGUUCAGUACGAGGACGAGGGCCACUACGUGGUCAUCAAGCACGCCUCGCUCUUCACCUCGACCCUGCUGUCCAAGGUGCUGGCGCGCCCGAACGUCAAGCUGUUCAACGCGACGGCCGGCGAGGACCUCGUCGUGAAGCACGACGCCGCGCGCGGCGGGUACUACGUCUCGGGCGUGGUGACCAACUGGACGCUCGUGUCGCUCAACCACGACACACAGAUGUGCAUGGACCCCAACGUCCUGGAGGCCAAGUGCGUCGUGUCCUCGUGCGGCCACGACGGCCCGAUGGGCGCCGCGGGCGUGAAGCGCCUGGCCAAGCUCGGGCUCAUCCCCGACACGCCCGGCAUGGCCGCCCUCGACAUGAACACCGCCGAGGACGAGGUCGUGGCCCGCACGCGCGAGGUCGUCCCGGGCAUGGUCGUGUGCGGCAUGGAGGUCGCCGAGAUCGACGGCGCGCCCCGCAUGGGCCCCACGUUUGGCGCCAUGUUCAUGUCGGGCGUCAAGGCCGCCCACGUGGCGCAGCACGUCGUGGACAAGGUCAACAAGCUCGAGCAGAUGAAGGUCGCCGACACGUUCGAGAAGUCCGCCUAA
This is a messenger RNA of Pedinophyceae sp. YPF-701, 1023 nucleotides long. NCBI's taxonomy places the organism in Eukaryota, Viridiplantae, Chlorophyta, Pedinophyceae. The record is from the annotation of a GenBank genome assembly.